AUGCGGCGCUGUCCCGGUGUCUUUUGUGUGGCAGUGGCGGCACCGGAGGGAAGGGCGAGGCCCUGCAGCAGCAGCAGCAGCAGCAGCAGCAGAAAGAGCAGUACAAGCAAGAGGGGGAGCAGCAGCAGCAGGCACCAAACCACAGGGGACAGAGCUGUCCCGCUCACUCUGCUUGCGGCCCUGCUGCUGUGGGACAGGCAGAGACGGGAGCAGCAGCAGCAGCAGCAGCAGAAGCAGCAGCAGCAGCAGCAGCAAAGUGCUGCUUGCAACCCCGUCAGCUUCUACGGGGCGUAA
Messenger RNA from Eimeria tenella, 294 nucleotides. RefSeq lists its product as uncharacterized. NCBI's taxonomy places the organism in Eukaryota, Apicomplexa, Conoidasida, Eucoccidiorida, Eimeriidae. The record is from RefSeq and is a predicted model, not a curated record. The transcript is spliced from 2 exons. Bases 1 to 294 code for a protein of 97 amino acids.